Mesocestoides corti is the source of this 750-nucleotide messenger RNA. Lineage: Eukaryota; Metazoa; Platyhelminthes; Cestoda; Cyclophyllidea; Mesocestoididae. The record is from the annotation of a GenBank genome assembly.
AUGAUCAAGAAAGCAGGAGCCUACGGAGUUGUUUUCGCAGGAAUUAUACUUUUACUUCGAGUUGUGCUGGCAGAAGAACUGGACGCCAUGCGCAUCGUGACGAGGCACCAACAAUACAGAAGUUUGACACAGGCUGCGGAUAUGAAGAAGUUGACAUGGAGCACGAACCUGGAAAGACUAGCCAAGUCUAUAGUUGAAACGUGUCCGGAACGAGUCGAGGAAGUUCGGUCGCUACCGGAAUUGAAGGAUUUCGGAGCUAACCUGGGUUCUGCGCCCUACCCAGCUCCAGUGCAAGAAGGUUACGUGGAGGAUAUUCAGACUUCCAUAAUCGAUAAGUGGGGUUUCGAGCGGUCUUACUACUACCCUAACGGGGGGUGCCCAAACCAAGGCUGCGACUCCUGGUGGCAGAUAGUGUGGUCCAUUGCUUCUGAAGUUGGCUGCUCAAUAACUGUCUGCGAGGAUCGAUCAGUCAUGGUUUGCAUCUACGACUCCAGGGCUGAUAUCACAGCAGACGCUCCUUUUAAGUCGGGCAAAGCCUGCUCAGCUUGCCCCAUUGGAUAUGAACUGUGUGAGAACAACAUGUGUGUUCCCGGCGAAGCCACGACCACUGAGCCCGAGUUCCAGACAUCUGUCUUCCCCACGACAACCGAUCAGCCCUAUGUACACGGCAGGGAUGAUGGAGCGAAUCGACUGACCGUACUACUCACCGCCUCCCUUCUAGUCCUCCUCCAACUUUUAGUCCUCACAUGA